Molecule: messenger RNA, 2541 nt
Organism: Fusarium odoratissimum NRRL 54006
Lineage: Eukaryota; Fungi; Ascomycota; Sordariomycetes; Hypocreales; Nectriaceae
Exons: 8
Coding region: 101-2161 (686 amino acids)
Biological process (GO): positive regulation of transcription from RNA polymerase II promoter by galactose; DNA-templated transcription
Cellular component (GO): nucleus
Molecular function (GO): RNA polymerase II cis-regulatory region sequence-specific DNA binding; zinc ion binding; DNA-binding transcription factor activity, RNA polymerase II-specific
Source: RefSeq, a predicted model, not a curated record
UGCGGAGACAAUUUUUAUCAACCUGGGUACAAAAAUCGGCCCAUCCCAAUGUUGCCCCGAUCAGGCUCCUCGUUGCAUCUCCAAUCGUACCACUGCUCUGAUGACUAUGACGCCCCGAGAUGACUCUCCACCAGCUUCGGCCAAAAGCGGAACGUCUCAGCCGCCAAAAGCAAACGCGUCGGAGCCCGCGCCAAAGAGACGCCGAGUCGCGUUGGCUUGUUCGGCAUGCAGAAUCCGCAAAUCACGGUGCAAUGGAGUACGACCAAGAUGUGACACGUGCGACAAGCUUGGAUUCGAUUGUUCGUAUGAACAGCAAGAAACCUCAGCGAAUCUUCUAGUCCCAAAAGAUAUCUUUGCUGCAUUAGAAGCCAAAGUCAAGCUGUUGGAAACAAAUAUUGAGCAGCAUAAUGGUAGACUGAACUUGGUUGAGAGUACACUAAAGAGUUCGGGAAGUUUACGGCAAGAUGCUGUGCUUCCACCUCAUCACCAGUCAGGAAAUGUGGUGGUCAACAUCGAUGAGAUACCAGAGAAUGGUGCUGGCCAGAGUAUGACUGAUGGCAUGGCUGUCUCUUUCGUAGAUGAGCAAGACUGUGGUUUCUUUGGCCCAUCAUCCAACAUCGCACUCAUGCGACACAUAUUGCGAGCUGUCGACACAAAAAGAACACAGCAAUGCAAUCAGACUUCAUUGACGCCAGCAUCAGAGUACAGUGCGUAUGAAGGUGGACUAGUGAGUAAUUUGAACGCGUUUCCGACAACCUCAAGCGAGUGUCAAAAGGCGGGCGCCAAUCUCUUACCACCAGACGAGGUCAUGCAACGCCUUAUUCGUGCCUACUUCGACAACACAGGGCUCUUGUUUCCGUACAUACACGAGCAAGAGUUUCUCGACACCUAUGAAGGAUUCCGAGCAAGUGGCUUCAGAGGUAAUGUUCGCCGUACCUGGCUCGGCCUGCUGAACAUGAUCCUUGCAAUGGCAACUUGUACUUCUUGCUGGGAGGACUCGGGAAGUGAGACUACUUUUGAGGAGUCGGAUGUUUACUAUCGUAGGGCCCAGGAGCUUUGCCAUACACAAAUGUUUAGGGGAACUACUCUUGAAACAGUCCAAUACCUCUUACUCACGAGUCAAUAUCUCCAGGGGACGCACAAGUCGGUUCAUACAUGGACCAUUCACGGCCUCGCCGUCAAAGCUGCCAUGUCUAUUGGACUCCACUCGAGAGACAUUGCGUCAAAGUUUACUCCCCUCCAACAAGAGAUAAGGAAACGCACUUGGUUCGGAUGCAUUUUGCUUGAUAGAAGCCUCAGCCUCACGUUUGGCCGCCCAUGUGCGAUACCAGAAGAGUACAUCCGCUUGGAUCUUCCAAAGACAUUACCAGUACCGAUGUCAACUUCCGAUCAAGUUCAUAAAAUGAGCACUGCAUUCUAUAAUGCCUCUAUAACUCUCUAUAGGAUUAUGGGGCGAAUCAUUGGCUCACUUUAUGGUAGCAAUCUUGGAUGUGAAGACCAAUCAUCGGAUACAGCCACAAUGACGUCCAUGAUCCAGUUCGGUCAGGAACUCUCAGAUUGGCAGAACAGCUUGCCUCAGCAUCUGGGUUUGCGGUCUGUCGAUAACAUGCCCCAGGAUGCCAAUGAAGAUGUCCAUGAUCCGUUACGCGAAAAGUUCAGAACCAUACUCACACUCAGAUACCUCAACGUUCAACUCCUCCUCCAUCGCCCAAUCUUCAUCAGGUCUUUGGGUACUCUGCUUAGAGAGUCCAAAACGCCAUAUCGCAAUGCGGGAUCCAUCAACAGCAUGCAUGCCAACUUCGACAGGGUCUUUGUCCAAGUGGCCGAAAAUGUUAUAGAUAUUAUUUAUACCAUAUUGACACGGCCUGAUCAUGGGCGCCAUUUGAUUGGGGCCUGGUGGUUCACCCUCUACUAUGCCUUCAGUGCAGCGUUGGCAAUCUUCGGUAGCCUGUUGAUAUCUUUCGACGCGGAAGCUGGAAACGCUGGCCGCCUCGAAAGUGCUAAACGAUAUCUCGGCAAGACUUGCGAGGCUCUCUUGAAGCUCAGCGAUCACAACACUCUUGUCUUGCGCUGCGUUAAAUUUGUCCAACAACUUCUCCGGAUUGUUAAUGCUUGGGGUCAGUAUUCUUUUGUGACUUCUCACUACUCUUCGCAUCAUUGACACCUUUUUAGAUUCGAGCACCACGAAAGAAGUCGACCUCAAUAAUGAAUCGUUGGGAUCGUAUUUGACGGCGGAAGGAGGCCCCAUUAAUUUUGACAUGGAGUCCGAUUUGCUAUCGACUAUGCCGACGUGGGAGACAUCAACGCUUGGUUUUGGGGAUGAGCUUGAGCUGGGUCAUUUCUUUGCUAGCGAUUCUCAGCGGUGGUUUGAACAGACACAAUGGUAAUGCCGAUAUGUUCGUGCCAGAAGCCCAUGACUUAAAGUAAUAAAACGCGUCACGCGUCAUAAAAUGAGCCUCUUUGACUCCAUGACAACGGUGACCGCAAUUGACUGCCAGUGAUUCCGCUGUCGUGUCUCAGUAGAAGGGAUCAUGAAAAUGG